Laccaria bicolor S238N-H82 is the source of this 180-nucleotide messenger RNA. RefSeq lists its product as uncharacterized. The transcript has 2 exons. NCBI's taxonomy places the organism in Eukaryota, Fungi, Basidiomycota, Agaricomycetes, Agaricales, Hydnangiaceae. Bases 1 to 180 code for a protein of 59 amino acids. The record is from RefSeq and is a predicted model, not a curated record.
AUGCUUCACUCCACCACGACAUCGAAUUCUUGGGACUUUCGCGGCAAGCCGAAGGAGCUCGCAACUCAUUUUCACCCAGAAUUUCAUAGGGAUGAAAUUCAACGCUUUGUCAGAUGUCUGCAUUUGUCGCCCAUCGUGCAAGAGGGUAUGAUAUUCCAUUCUCAAAGGGAAGUUGCCUAA